Molecule: messenger RNA, 3773 nt
Organism: Gracilinanus agilis (Agile Gracile Mouse Opossum)
Lineage: Eukaryota; Metazoa; Chordata; Mammalia; Didelphimorphia; Didelphidae
Gene: MSN
Product: moesin
Exons: 12
Coding region: 28-1716 (562 amino acids)
Biological process (GO): positive regulation of protein localization to early endosome; regulation of cell shape; positive regulation of early endosome to late endosome transport
Cellular component (GO): filopodium; apical part of cell; adherens junction
Molecular function (GO): cell adhesion molecule binding; actin binding
Source: RefSeq, a predicted model, not a curated record
UUUCAGAUCAGCGUUCGUGUGACCACCAUGGAUGCCGAGUUGGAGUUCGCCAUCCAACCCAACACCACCGGGAAGCAACUCUUCGACCAGGUUGUGAAGACCAUUGGCCUGAGAGAAGUGUGGUUCUUUGGCCUGCAGUACCAAGAUACCAAGGGCUUCUCCACGUGGCUCAAACUCAAUAAAAAGGUGACGGCCCAGGACGUGCGCAAGGAGAGCCCCCUGCUCUUCAAGUUCCGGGCCAAGUUCUACCCCGAGGACGUGUCUGAGGAGCUGAUUCAGGACAUCACCCAGCGCCUCUUCUUCCUGCAAGUGAAGGAGGGGAUCCUCAACGAUGACAUCUACUGUCCUCCGGAGACGGCCGUAUUGCUGGCCUCCUAUGCGGUCCAGUCCAAGUAUGGCGACUUCAACAAGGAGGUGCACAAGGCUGGCUACCUGGCCGGGGACAAGCUGCUGCCCCAGAGAGUCUUGGAGCAGCACAAAUUGAACAAGGACCAGUGGGAGGAAAGGAUCCAGGUGUGGCACGAGGAGCAUCGGGGCAUGCUGAGGGAAGAUGCCGUCCUGGAAUACCUGAAGAUAGCUCAGGACCUGGAGAUGUAUGGGGUCAAUUACUUCAACAUCAAGAACAAGAAGGGUUCCGAGCUGUGGCUGGGCGUGGAUGCCCUGGGCCUCAACAUCUAUGAGCAAAAUGACAGGCUGACCCCCAAGAUUGGCUUCCCUUGGAGCGAAAUCAGGAACAUUUCCUUCAACGAUAAAAAAUUUGUCAUCAAACCAAUUGACAAGAAAGCUCCGGACUUUGUCUUCUAUGCUCCUCGUCUCCGCAUUAACAAACGCAUCCUGGCGCUGUGCAUGGGGAACCACGAGCUGUACAUGAGGCGCCGCAAACCAGACACCAUUGAGGUGCAGCAGAUGAAGGCCCAGGCCCGAGAGGAGAAGCACCAGAAGCAGAUGGAGAGGGCUCUCCUGGAGAAUGAGAAGAAGAAGCGAGAGCUGGCUGAGAAGGAAAAGGAGAAGAUCGAGAGGGAGAAGGAAGAGCUGAUGGAAAAACUGAGGCAGAUUGAGGAGCAGACCAAGAAAGCUCAGCUAGAACUGGAAGAGCAGACUCGGAAGGCGCUGGAGCUGGAAGAGGAGAGGAAGCGGGCCCAGGAUGAGGCUGAAAAGCUGGCCAAGGAGCGGCGGGAGGCCGAGGAAGCCAAAGAGGCCCUCCUUCGGGCCUCUCGGGACCAAAAGAAGACCCAGGAGCAGCUGGCCUCCGAGAUGGCCGAACUAACGGCCCGCAUCAGCCAGCUGGAGAUGGCCCGGCAGAAGAAGGAGAGCGAGGCUGUGGAAUGGCAACAGAAGGCCCAAAUGGUCCAGGAGGAUCUGGAGAAGACCCGGGCUGAGCUGAAGAAUGCCAUGAGCACCCCCCAUGAAAACGAGCAGGAUGACGAGCAAGACGAGAACGCGGCCGAAGCCAGCGCCGAGCUGCGGGCCGAGGCCUCCACCAAGGACCGCAGUGAGGAAGACCGUACCACUGAGGCGGAGAAGAACGAGCGGGUCCAGAAACACCUGAAGGCCCUUACCUCGGAGCUGGCCAACGCCCGAGAUGAGACCAAGAAGACAGCCAACGACAUGAUUCACGCAGAGAACAUGCGUCUGGGGCGUGACAAGUACAAGACCCUGCGUCAGAUCCGCCAGGGCAACACCAAGCAGCGAAUUGAUGAAUUUGAGUCUAUGUAAUCCUCUGGUCCCUGUACCCCCCUCCCAGCCAUCUCUGACCUCUUACAUCCCUGCCCUCACCCUUUCUGAACUCCCAUCAUACCAGAGCCAUCAACAAAUGGCACUGACUUGCUUGAACCGACCACCCAGGCCCUCUAGGGACCCCAGAGCACCUUCCUCUUUCAAAAAGAAAAGGGAAGAGAAAUUUGAACCCUUCCUUCCCUCUCCCUUGCCCUCAACUGCCAGAUUGACCCCCUUCCAGCUUAGGCCAGGACUUGACUUGCCCUUCAACAGAGGCUUCUUUCCUAUCCUCGUCCCCCAUGGUUCACUGCUGAAUAUGGCCCCUUCUCCUUCCUCCCAGAGAGCCCCAGCCACAAGGCACAGUGUCUAGGCACACGUGGGUCUUCUCCAGGUUCCUGUGGCUCAGUGCCAUUCUCUUCAGAGUAGAAAGAUGACCCAUCUUAAAUGUCUGACUCCAAAGACCAUAGAGAGACAUUCUCUAAGCCCGCCCUACCCUGAACCUUUCAGGCCGCUAGGAGAGGAGAAAAGCACCGGGGGGGGGGGGGAGGACAGAAAAAUCGACCCACUCCUGAUUCUCUUCACAGACCCCAGCCCACUUCGUUGGGUUUGGUGACUCGGCACCCUGGGAGAGUGGGAGGGAGGGAGUUUCAAGCAAGACACCAAAAAAUAUUUUAAGUCUUGGCUGCCCAGUGCCCCCAAGCAAAACAGUGCCUUAUGGGAGCUGUUUGGGUGCCUUAUGGGGGCUGUUGAGGAAGCCUUCCGCUUGGCCACCUGUGCCUUGGGGGCUGUCCCUUCUCCCCUACAUGGGCCAGCCCCUUCCCCACCUGUACCCUUCCUAGUAAAGCUAAACGAAAAUAGCAGGGGAGAGAGGGGAGUAUUUCCCAGACCAUAGCUCUCUGGCCUGGGGAAGGGGCCACCCAGAUUUCUUCUGGAUCUGUGGCAUCUAUCACAUCCUAAAGUCCAAACAAGAGGCUCUCGUCAACCAGUCCCUUCUUCCCUCCAGGAGAGUGCCAAAGGCCUAUAUGGGAGGGGGCCAUUUAAUGUUACUACUCCACACCAGGACCCCCUCCCUCAACCAGAGAUGCUCCAGUCCCCUAAAGCACACCUCAUGGUGUGUGUGAAGGGGAUGGGACCAUGCCUGCCACCAGAGGGAUUCCUACAGACGGCCCCUCUCGUCCACCUCCCCCCUAGCCGGGGUAGGUGCCAAGGGGUUAGACUGGCUCUGGGUUACUUUCCUUCAUGGAGCUUCUUCCCCCAAGUCCUUCUGACAAGCCAUCACCAUUUAGUAUCCUGACCCCUCCCCUCCUACCCCGCCUUGCCCAGCACACUGCUGGCUGGCAGGGGGGCAACCAGGACCCUCCCACAUCCUACAAAUUUUAUUCUCUAUGAUAUCUCUUUCCCCUGCCCACCCCUGUGCCCCUCAGUAUCAGCUAAUAAAAUGUGGAUUCCCUCCUUUGUAUUACGCAUAAAGAGAAUCAUUCUAGUCUAGGAGCAGGGCUGCGUUUUGGUCUCCAAUCCCUCCCACACCUUGAAAAUGUAUACUGUAUUAUAAAGAAGAUAUUUUGCAGGAAAUUAAUGUAAAACGCUUUCCGUAUUAGUGACGACAUCGGCACGAUAGGUCACGCUAGAUCGUUUUAUUAUUAUUAUUAUUUGUUCUGCAACUUUUUCUCUGUUUCUGUCAGGCCCCUCUGGAUUAGACAAGCUUGGCCUUCUCCCUCUUCCCUUUCCCAGUGGGCAGUGGGGCGGGGAUAGGGGGGCGUGGCUCAUAGCUGCCAUCUGCCUUCCUUCCAAAGUCUCAUGUUUUGCUGGAAAGUGUAUCAGCCCUCUCACUGUCCCCGGCCUCUGGUGGUUAACUUGACACUGUGCCCCUGGAGGCAGAGUUGGCCAGGGGCGGUAAUUCACCCCAAGGGAGGCUGGGGCAGAAGGCUAGACUUGGUGUGUGCGUCUUAUGUGUAUUUUUUUUUGUUUUUUGUUUUUUGUUUUUUUUGUCUGGAGGGGUUUAUUCUAAAGUCAAAUCAUGUUCGGUUUCAGUGCCAAUAAAAUUGAAACUACCCCCA